AUGAACAUAUGCGUUUCCACGCGCGAAACACCCGCCUAUACCGCGCUGCCCAAAUUUGACAGCCACAUUGGAGCUGCAUACACCGGCAAAGGUACAUCUCCCAACAACCACCAUUUCUCCUUCCGGCGUCCAUCCUCAGAACCCAGCAGCAGCGAGCAGCAAACACAGAAAACAUUUCAAUCUAAUCUCGCCCAACUAUCCGCAACCAUCGGAUUUAACCCGUCCAGAGUAACGCUGCCGAAUGGCCCCUGGCCGCACUCUGGACAGGCGAUAAUCGCCGAAUCCGAAAGCUUCAGGUGGAUUGAGAACCCUCUGACGGGCGCUUUAAUGCCUGUUACCAGCACGGAGGACUGUGAACCAGUAACAUACGAUGGUAUCGUGACAAAAUCGAAACAAUUCGUCCUCGGCAUCCAGGGCGCUGACUGCCCUUCUAUAUUCCUCUAUGACCCGGAGCAAAAUGUAAUCAGCAUCGCGCAUGCGGGCUGGAAACCGUUGGUGCGGGGUGUAGUAGCGAACUCGAUCAGGAUGAUGGAAGAGCUUGGUGCUCAGAGCGAGCGGGUUGUGGCUUAUGUCUCGCCUGGGUGCGGCGAUAGGUAUAAUUGUUUCCAUUGGGACGAGGCCAUGGAGUCGCAUAUCAAAGAAGUUUUUACGGAUGCGCGGCGAGAGGAGUUUUCACAGGACCACUCGCUGCGGUAUGUUAUGACUGAUGCCGAUAGGCGGGAAUUAGAAGGGGCUCUUGGUCGUGAGAUUGGUGAUGCUGAUGCUACUACGUUCUGUUUAACGGUGUUGGUACGAAGAGAGCUCGAGCAGUGUGGUGUACGGGCGGAGAAUAUCUCCUGGAGCGAUGAUUCUACGGUUGUCACUCGCUAUAAGGACCAGGAGAAGGGGGAGGAAAGGCAGGAGCUUCCCCCUUUCCAGUACCAUUCAUAUCGCAGGGAGAGGCCUGAGCAUGGAUUGAGUAUGGGUGUGCUGUUUCUUAAAAACUAA
This is a messenger RNA of Talaromyces proteolyticus, 987 nucleotides long. RefSeq names its product multi-copper polyphenol oxidoreductase laccase-domain-containing protein. NCBI's taxonomy places the organism in Eukaryota, Fungi, Ascomycota, Eurotiomycetes, Eurotiales, Trichocomaceae. The coding region runs from base 1 to 987 and encodes 328 amino acids. The record is from RefSeq and is a predicted model, not a curated record. Gene Ontology annotation, molecular function: copper ion binding. The transcript has a single exon.